AUGGCUUCGGGAGAUGAGAAACCGGUGAUGGUCGUCGGAGUCGACGAAAGCGAGCAGAGCACUUACGCCUUGGAGUGGACUCUCGAUCGUUUCUUUGCUCCCUACGCUCCCAAUUUUCCGUUCAAGCUCUUCAUCGUCCACGCCAAACCCAACGCCGUCUCCGCCGUUGGUCUCGCUGGUCCCGGAACCGCGGAGGUUGUGCCUUAUGUUGAUGCCGAUUUGAAGCACACCGCUGCUAAGGUUGUCGAGAAUUCCAAAGCUAUUUGUCAGAGCAAAUCGGUUCAUGGCGUGAUGAUCGAAGUUUUUGAAGGGGAUGCUAGAAACAUCCUAUGUGAAGUUGUAGAUAAACACCAUGCUUCUCUUCUUGUUGUUGGAAGCCAUGGCUAUGGAGCUAUCAAGAGGGCGGUUCUCGGGAGCGUGAGCGACUACUGUGCUCAUCAUGCUCAUUGCUCCGUCAUGAUCGUGAAGAAGCCUAAGAUCAAGCUCUGA
Molecule: messenger RNA, 489 nt
Organism: Microthlaspi erraticum
Lineage: Eukaryota; Viridiplantae; Streptophyta; Magnoliopsida; Brassicales; Brassicaceae
Source: the annotation of a GenBank genome assembly